CCUAUUUAAACAAGCACUCUACAUUCUGGAGCUAGAAAUGUGUGCAUCUUUACUUUCUCAGUUCAGCCAAUAUUGAGACAUUUAACCCAGUUUACAUUUUAAUUUCCAUUUAGUUUCAUAUUCGAAUAUUGUCAGAGACUGCUUUCAAUCAACAGCAGACAAUAAGAUUAGAAAUGGCUCAGCUUCUUUCAACAUGCUUCUUAGUUUUGAUAUCAGUGCAGCUGGUCAAACCCUUUGCUGUGUUGGAGUUAAAAGUGAACUCUUUCACAAAUACCAGCAGCAGUGUGUGUGAACAGUCCAAAGACUGUCAGGUUUUUUUCAAUGUUUGUCUGAACUACACGCAGGACGUCACAUCAUAUAGACAGGCAUGUUCAAGUGACACUGGACUGACAGGACCAUUCAGCUCAGACCCGAGCUCCAUCACUACUGCACAAAUACAUUUGCCCUUUAACUUAAAACGGCUGGGAACAGCCACAGUGAUAAUUAAAGCAUGGAAUGUAGAGUCUUCCUAUAAUCAGCCAACAGAGAAUCUAGAGAUUGGCCACUUCGCCACCAAAAUAGAUCUUACUACUAGUCAGAAAUGGUCCGUGGGAGAGCAAAGUGAGCUACGAUUUUUCUAUCGUGUGGUAUGCUAUGAAUUCUACUAUGGCGAUGACUGCUCUGUUUUCUGCCGUUCACGGGAUGACUAUUUCGGUCACUUUACCUGUGACGAUGCUGGCAACAGAAAUUGUUUGCCUGGAUGGCAAGGAGAAUAUUGCACAGAGCCUAUCUGCUUAUCUGGAUGUAGUGAGGAACAUGGUUCCUGUGGUGUCCCUGGUGAGUGCAAAUGCCAGUAUGGAUGGCAGGGCCCCCUCUGUGAGGAGUGCUUACCUUUCCCAGGGUGCCAGCAUGGCACCUGCAAACAUCCCUGGCAGUGCAUGUGUGAGAAGGGAUGGGGUGGCCUGCUGUGCGACAAGGAUCUUAAUGUUUGAAUUUAUAUAUUCAGUGUUAUCCUUGUUAGGUGUGUUUCGUUUAGGCUAUAAUGGGCUGUUAUGGUUGAGAAACCAAUUGAAAUAAACUAAACUAAAUAAUAAUGUCCUAUUUCUUUGGAUUAGGUUGCCAUGUUAGCAACAGUGUUUAUGACAUUUAAAACUUAUUAAAUAAACACGACUGAAAAUUG
This is a messenger RNA of Carassius gibelio (silver crucian carp), 1159 nucleotides long. Its product is annotated as delta-like protein C. The transcript is spliced from 5 exons. Gene Ontology annotation, cellular component: membrane. NCBI's taxonomy places the organism in Eukaryota, Metazoa, Chordata, Actinopteri, Cypriniformes, Cyprinidae. Bases 174 to 971 code for a protein of 265 amino acids. Gene Ontology annotation, biological process: Notch signaling pathway; multicellular organism development; cell communication. The record is from RefSeq and is a predicted model, not a curated record.